GCUUCUCUGGAUCUGGGAAUGUUUUUUAGGACUUCCAGAAACAGCAGUUGAUAGCGAGGAAGACGAUGAAUCGUGCCCUUCCUAUGACAGUUUCCAUGAGUUGAAGGACAGUGUGCGUGAGUGCCUUGAAAAAGAACCAUCUGAAAGAACAGCUGACGACAUUUGCACGCUGCUGCAUAAUGAAAGAAUUGAUGCCUGGUCAGUGAUUGUUAAUGGCCAAGUUGAAGUUGUGCUACCCGAUGGGGAACGAAUUGAAUACAAACUGGGCGAUUCGUUUGGCGUAAAACCUGUCAUGGUACCACAGGUACGUACACUUCUCCCGUUGUAG
Messenger RNA from Gongylonema pulchrum, 328 nucleotides. The record is from the annotation of a GenBank genome assembly. Lineage: Eukaryota; Metazoa; Nematoda; Chromadorea; Rhabditida; Gongylonematidae.